Molecule: messenger RNA, 3461 nt
Organism: Neopsephotus bourkii (Bourke's parrot)
Lineage: Eukaryota; Metazoa; Chordata; Aves; Psittaciformes; Psittacidae
Gene: UBAP2
Product: ubiquitin associated protein 2
Exons: 27
Coding region: 42-3389 (1115 amino acids)
Cellular component (GO): nucleus; cytoplasm
Molecular function (GO): protein binding
Source: RefSeq, a predicted model, not a curated record
AUUUUCUAUUUUGUACAUACGUUGUUUUGUAUAUACUGUAUAUGAUGACUUCGGUGGGCAGUGAACGUACCCGGGGCACUCGGGACAAAGCGCAGAUUUCAACCACACAGCCAACACAACCACAGAAACAAGUAGUACAGGCAACAGCAGAACAGAUUCGCCUUGCUCAGAUGAUCUACGAUAAGAGCGAUGCAGAUUUUGAAGAUAAAGUGAAACAACUUAUGGAGGUGACGGGGAAAAACCAGGAUGAGUGUAUAGUGGCACUACAUGAUUGUAAUGAGGAUGUCAACAGAGCAAUCAACAUACUGCUGGAAGGAAGUUCAGACACGACUUCUUGGGAGACUGUAGGGGGAAAGAAGAAAAGCCUUGGAAAGGAAGGUUCAGAAAACAAAGAGAACAGAGAAAAACGAGGGGACAGAGAAGUGAGUCGUGGACGGGGAAGCUCCAGCAGACGGGGAAGAGGAGGCAGCCGUGGCCGAGAGUUAAGAGUUGAAGAAAAUGGAGUGGACAGCAAUCAAGGAGACAGGCCUUCAGACCGUGGGAAGCGUGGCCGUGGGAGAGGGUUUGGACGUGGCAGAGGGAGAGGAACAGGGAGGUUUUCAGCCCAAGGCAUGGGGACAUUUAACCCUGCAGACUAUACGGAGUCUUCUGCCACUGAUGGCUUUGGGACAAAAUCAGAGAUUUGGCAGAUUGGUCACAAUGAUGCAGAUGAUGGAACUGGAGCAUGGAAAAACUCAAUAGAAGAGUGGACAGCAGAAGAUUGGAAUGAAGAUCUUUCUGAAACGAAAGUAUUCACUGCUUCUUCUGUUCCAGUUGAGAAUCACAUGACUCCUGGGCAGAGCAUCGAUUUGAUAACACUGCUUCAAAAGCCUGUGACCUCUUCUACCCAAGAUAUGGAAGGGAACUCAUUUGAGGCUCCACAGCAGCAGACCUUUGGCCAAGCCCUGGUCUUCACGAAUUCUCAGCACAGCACCCAGAUGGCAUCAGGAACUGGCAGCUCCAGUGCUGUAAACUCUUACUCUCCUCAAAGUCUGUCUGCAGUUCUUUGUUCUGGCUUUGGAGAACUUGGAUCCUCUAAAUUGGCAAACUCUACUGGGUCGCAAAUCUUAGACCAGUUGAAAUCUCCGGGAUUGGGUCAGUUUACCUCUCAACAGAACAAUAGUAGUUCUACUGCCACUACCACAACUGCCACAUCAUCCUGGGAUUUAAAACCGCCCAUUAGUCAGUCCUCAGUCCUUAAUCAGUUUGACUUUAAAUCCCAGCCUGAACCAUCUCCAGUUCUGAGCCAGCUCACCCAGCGACAGCAUCAACAAACACAGGCAGUUCCUGUUCCGCCUCCUGGGCUGGAGUCCUCCUCCUCCCAGAUAAAACUCCGAGGGCCAUCUCCUGUAAACACCUCUACAGCUGUUAGCAAAAUCUUACAGCUUCCUACUCUCUCUAUGGAUAACCAGGCAGUAACUACCCAUCAAACCCACCAGAAACAGAUAAAACCACCAAAACGGAGGAUGACUCCAGCAUCCAAGAUUCCUGCCUCUGCAGUUGAGAUGCCUGGAUCAGCAGAUGUGACAGGGUUAAAUGUCCAGUUUGGAGCUUUGGAGUUUGGAUCAGAGCCUGCGCUCCCAGAGUUUGGAUCAACUUCAAGCAGUGAGAAUAACAGCCAGGCAACCAACAAUAGCUUGUAUUCGAAAUCUUUAAAUGAUCCUUUGAAUACCUCUUUGCCAAUAUCCAAUACAGUACAGGAGUCCACCUACACAGCCUCUGCCAUCACCUCUUCCAGUCUCACCUGCUCAUCCCAGAGCACUACCCCAGUAACAACUUCCUCCUAUGACCAGACUUCUGUGCAUGGUAGGAUAACGUACCAAAGCUCCAUGGCUCCGUCUGAAUCAACCCCGGUUGCAGUUACGAAUGGGCACAGUGGUGCUAGAACACAGGCGACUCUUGACACUACUUCAUCAGUUCCAGCACCUAAGACAGAGCCUCCUCCCUCAUUACCUUCUGCUGGUUCUCUGCCUAGUGUGGUAUCCACCACUGCCUCGCUUUUGCCUUCAUCAUCGCAGCAUGUGGCGACAUUGCCCAGCUUGCCCCAGUCUGGUGAUUUGGCCAGCUGCUCACUUUCCCAGUUAAGCAGCUCCCUUUCCAAUCAUCAGAGCAGCCUCUCCCCUGCCUCAGUGUUGUCUUCAGGUGCAUCACACGUGCACACUAGUGUUGAGAACACAAGUUCGCUCCAGCCUUCAACAACCUUUUCAACUGUUUCAACCUCAGCCACUAGCACCACCUCUUCAGUUGUCAGCAUGGCAAGCAGUAUGAACACUACAAACAGCCUUGGCCUGAGCGUUUCCAGUGUGUCCAUACCAACUGCUACCACACGAGCAGCUCCCUUAGUGUCUUCAGGCAAAGCUCCCCCAAACCUGCCCCAAGGUGUACCACCCUUGUUGCAUAACCAGUAUAUUGUGGGACCUGGAGGACUUCUGCCUGCCUACCCAAUUUAUGGUUAUGAUGAUCUUCAAAUGCUUCAAUCCAGGCUGCCAAUGGAUUACUAUGGAAUUACAUUCCCUGCUCCAGCAACCUUGACAGGCAGAGAUGGGAGCCUUGCUAACAAUCCAUACUCAGGUGACGUAACGAAAUUUGGCCGUGGGGAUUCUGCCUCCCCUGCUCCGGCGACCACGCUUGCCCAGCCGCAGCAGAACCAGACACAGACUCACCACACGACUCAGCAGCCCUUCCUCAACCCGACCCUGCCCCCAGGGUACAGCUACACUGGGUUACCUUACUAUGCUGGUGUGCCCGGUGUACCCAGUGCAUUCCAGUAUGGGCCAACUAUGUUUGUACCUCCAGCAUCUGCAAAACAGCAUGGAGUCAACCUGAACACUGCAUCGACUCCUUUCCAGCAAGCAAGUGGCUAUGGGCAGCAUGGCUAUGGGGCAGGCUAUGAUGACUUAACGCAGGGAACGGCAGCUGGAGAUUACAGCAAAGGAGGCUACAGUGGGUCAUCUCAAGCACAAAACAAAUCUGCUGGCACUGGACCUGGGAAAGGUGUUUCAGUGACCUCAAGUAACACAGGUGUGCCUGAUAUCAGUGGCUCAGUCUAUAACAAGACUCAGACAUUUGACAAGCAGGGAUUCCAUGCUGGCACACCGCCUCCUUUCAGCCUGCCCUCUGCUCUUGGAUCGACUGGGCCCCUGAACCCUGGUGCUGCCCCAGGUUAUGCUCCAGCCCCGUUUCUCCAUAUCCUCCCUGCACAUCAGCAGCCUCAUUCCCAGUUGCUGCAUCACCAUCUUCAGCAAGAUGCGCAGGGUGGAUCUGGCCAACGCAACCAACCCAGCACCAUGCAGCAAAAGUCUCAGGCUACCAAAACCGCCUAUGGCACUUCUCCUUACUGGACAAACUAAAUCCGACACCGGGGAGGAGGGAGAGAGUGGAAGGAGAGGAGGAGAAAAAGAAACAAGGAAAAAUGAAAGAAA